CCUCCUCCUCCUCUGCCACUUUCUCUCUCUCUCUCUCUCCCUCUCCCUCCCUCCCAGGACGCGUCGGAUGAUCCGGGGCCGCCGGGGAAGGGCUCCGGGCAGCAGCGGGGAGGCUGCGGGUUCCUCCUCCCCGUUUCGGGGCUGUAUUAUUAAAAAAAAAAAAAAAAAAAAGCGAGCCGGUGGCCUCGGUGUUAUUUUGUAUUAAAAUGAGGAGGAGGAAGAAGAAGCAGCGGCGGCAGCGGCAGCGAGCGGUAGCGGAGAGGAGGCUCUGAGCAGGGGACGGCGGCGGCGGCGGCAGCAGCAGGAGGAGGAGUAGUGAUGAGUCAACUAAUAAUUUAAUGGGGACAGAAACAGGGAGAGAGAGAGAGAGAGAGAGAGAGAGAGAGAGAGAGGAGGGGGGGAGAGAUAGAGAGAGCAGAGCCAGGCAGCUCCGUCCGGGGACACACACACAUACACACGCACACACAGACAUAGAGCCGUGUAACAUCCAGCAACAACCACCAAACCGGCCUAAAUAGCAGCCCUCCUCAGCCAGCCAGGGGAAACGAGCAUUAAAAAAAAACAACAACAACAAAAAAAAGCAAAAAAGAGAGAGACCAAAAAAAAAAAAAAAACCCAAAGCCUACCAUUAUUAUUCUUUUCCAAUUUUUUUUUUUUGCUGGUUUGGUUUUUUGUUGUUGUUGGCUUUUUGCAGCCUUUCUAUUUUAUAUUUUUGCCCCCUUCUUGCGAGUAACUCUUCUUCGAGUUCCCAGUUUUUUUUAUUUUUUAUUAUUUUUUCCUUCGCAGAAAGAGAGCCAGGUUUUGAUUUUGAUUUUUUAAUUUUUUUUACAGAGGUUUUUGUGAUUUUUUUUUUUUUUAAUUACAAUUUCUCCCGGUUUUGGACUCGGAGGGGGAGUGAAACCUCGUCACUUUUUGUAGUGGUGGUGGUGUGCCUUGUUGUGUGUGUUUCCUUCCUCCCCUCUGUUCUUUUUCUCUCUCCCCUCCUCUCCUUGCUCCCUCUCCCCCCUCUCUCGCACAACAGCCCCCGGUAAAUGAGAGGAGACAGGUCCUCUCUGCCUUUUUUUUUUUUUUUUUUUCCUCCCCGGACCGCAAAGGCGAGAUUAAAAGUGGCAUUUUAGUGCCUUUUCCUGCAAUUUUCUCGACACUUUUUUUUUCUCUUUUUUUUUUUUUUUUUUUUUUUUUAUCUCCAGUAGCGAUCUCUGGGGCUGAGGUUUCCGCAGAAAGUUUGGGGGCUGUUACGGUGUGUAUUUUGGCGGAGGGGGAGGGGAGCGGGUUCCUUCUGUGUGUGCUGCUCCUCUGGGUGCCUAUUGGAGAAUAAUAGUGUAAGUGACAACCUAGAAGUAGACUUUCUGCUCUUCACACUGGAUAGAAAAGCUGCCUUUUUUUUUUUUCUGCUUUGAUUUUUUUUUAAUGACCCCCCCCCCCCCCCCUUUCUCACUUGCUCCUGUACGCAUUGGUUUUAUUUUUGAAAGGAUAGCUAGACUUAAGUCACCCUCCACCUCAAUUUAAACCUGGUACUUUAUUUUUUUAUUAUUAUUAUUCUUAAUUCCUCGUUUCGAGCGUUACACUUGUCUGAUCAGUUCGCUCUCCAGCUCCUUCUUCUGUUGCUAAACCUUGAAAACGGGCUCUCUCUAAAGAUAUUUACUAUAUUUUUUUUUCCCAUUGCCAUUUUUUUUUUUUUGCUCAUGGCUACUCCGUUUCUCGCUCUCUAUUUUUGCCCCUCCCCGCCUAGAGGAAAAUAGCAACAAGAAAACAAGGCAAAUAAGCGAAUAUUAGGGGAAGUAGCCCUCAGGUCUGCUGCGCCCCCCCUGCUCCCCCCCCCGCUCCCCCCCCCCCAAAAGGGGGGACCUAGAGAACAUCAGUCUUGAACUUCUUCCUCUUCAAGAGCUCGGGCUGCAAAGGAAACCUCCUUUGUUUUUGUUAUUUAUAUGCUGUCAAGUUUUGAAGUGGUGAUCUUUAGAGGCGGGACUGAGUAUGGAUCAUUUGAACGAGGCAACUCAGGGGAAAGAACAUUCAGAAAUGUCUAACAAUGUAAGCGAUCCGAAGGGUCCACCAGCCAAAAUUGCGCGCUUGGAACAGAAUGGGAGCCCAUUAGGAAGAGGAAGACUUGGAAGUACAGGAGCUAAAAUGCAAGGAGUGCCUUUAAAACACUCUGGACACCUGAUGAAAACUAAUAUUAGAAAAGGAAGUAUGCUUCCAGUUUUCUGUGUAGUGGAACAUUAUGAAAAUGCCAUUGAGUAUGAUUCUAAGGAGGAGCAUGCAGAAUUUGUGCUGGUGAGGAAGGACAUGCUUUUCAACCAACUGAUUGAAAUGGCAUUGCUAUCACUCGGAUAUUCUCACAGCUCUGCUGCCCAAGCAAAAGGGCUUAUCCAGGUUGGGAAGUGGAAUCCAGUUCCACUCUCCUAUGUGACAGAUGCCCCUGAUGCUACAGUAGCAGACAUGCUGCAAGAUGUGUAUCAUGUGGUCACACUGAAAAUCCAGUUACACAGUUGCCCUAAACUAGAAGACUUGCCUCCUGAACAAUGGUCUCACACAACAGUAAGAAAUGCUCUGAAGGACUUACUGAAGGAUAUGAACCAGAGUUCAUUGGCCAAGGAAUGUCCCCUUUCACAGAGUAUGAUUUCUUCCAUUGUGAACAGCACUUACUAUGCAAAUGUCUCAGCAGCAAAAUGUCAGGAAUUUGGAAGGUGGUAUAAACAUUUCAAGAAGGCAAAAGAUAUGAUGGUUGAGAUGGAUAGCCUUUCUGAACUAUCCCAGCAAGGUGCCAACCAUGUCAACUUCGGUCAGCAGCCGGUCCCAGGGAACACAGCCGAACAGCCUCCAUCCCCUGUUCAGCUUUCUCAUGGUAGUCAACCAUCAGUUCGGACCCCACUUCCAAACCUGCACCCUGGACUUGUAUCUACUCCCAUUAGCCCUCAGCUGGUAAAUCAGCAGCUGGUAAUGGCCCAGUUGCUGAACCAGCAGUAUGCAGUGAACAGACUUCUAGCCCAGCAGUCCUUAAACCAACAGUACUUGAACCACCCUCCUCCUGUCAGUAGAUCCAUGAACAAGCCGUUGGAGCAGCAGGUCUCAACAAACACAGAGGUGUCUUCCGAAAUCUACCAGUGGGUCCGUGAUGAACUGAAACGAGCAGGAAUCUCACAGGCAGUAUUUGCACGCGUGGCUUUUAACCGAACUCAGGGCUUGCUCUCAGAAAUCCUCCGAAAGGAAGAGGAUCCCAAGACUGCCUCGCAGUCCUUGCUGGUAAACCUUCGGGCUAUGCAGAACUUCUUGCAGCUGCCAGAAGCCGAACGAGAUCGAAUUUACCAGGACGAAAGGGAAAGGAGCUUGAACGCAGCCUCUGCCAUGGGCCCCGCACCUCUCAUAAGCACACCACCUAGCCGGCCUCCACAAGUCAAAACUGCUACUAUCGCUACAGAGAGGAAUGGAAAAACAGAAAAUAAUUCCAUGAACAUUAAUGCUUCCAUUUAUGAUGAGAUUCAGCAGGAAAUGAAGAGAGCUAAGGUGUCUCAGGCACUGUUUGCAAAGGUGGCAGCAACCAAAAGCCAGGGGUGGCUCUGUGAGCUGUUACGUUGGAAAGAAGAUCCCUCACCAGAGAACAGGACCCUCUGGGAGAAUCUCUCCAUGAUCCGAAGGUUCCUCAGUCUUCCUCAGCCUGAACGUGAUGCCAUUUACGAACAAGAAAGCAAUGCAGUUCAUCACCAUGGUGACAGGCCUUCCCACAUUAUCCAUGUGCCAGCAGACCAGAUUCAGCAGCAGCAGCAGCAACAGCAACAACAGCAGCAGCAGCAACAGCAACAGCAACCAGGUCCCAGACUACCCCCAAGGCAACCGACAGUAGCAUCACCAGCUGAAUCUGAGGAUGAAAAUCGUCAGAAACCCCGGCCGCGAACAAAGAUUUCUGUUGAAGCCCUAGGGAUCCUACAGAGUUUCAUUCAAGACGUGGGCCUGUAUCCAGAUGAAGAAGCAAUCCAGACUCUCUCCGCUCAACUUGACCUGCCCAAGUACACCAUCAUCAAGUUCUUUCAGAACCAGCGAUAUUAUCUCAAGCACCAUGGGAAGCUGAAGGACAAUUCUGGGUUGGAGGUGGAUGUUGCAGAAUACAAGGAGGAAGAGUUGCUCAAGGAUUUAGAAGACAGCAUCCAAGACAAAAAUGCAAACACGCUUUUUCCAGUUAAACUAGAAGAAGAGUUAUCGGUAGAAGGGAACACAGAGAUUAAUGCUGAAUUGAAAGACUGAUCUAAAAGUAUUAUUUUCUUUCAACAGUGCCACUGGUAUUUACUAAUGAAAUGAAAGUUCCAUCUUGCGUUCUGUCAAAAACCUUUAUUAUUCAUUGUUUGGCCAAUGAAUCUUCCAAAACUUGCACAAAAGUUGAAAAAAGGAUAAUGCAGACUGCACUAGAUGUUUUACUCUGUUUUACAAACUGCUUCGCAGCAACAGAUGAAGCGUUGAGGAUUGUUUGAUAUUAAUUUGUGUUCACUGGAUACACUGUGAGUGUACCCAAUAAGCAUGAUACCAGUGAUUUUGAUUCUGGAGCCUUCAGACAAGCAUUACAACUUUUGUGAUUUACUGUUUUUUGUUUUUGUUUUGUUCUUGUUUUUUUAAUUAUUACUGUAGCACUCCACACUUGAUCUUUGGAAACUCACAUUUAUUUAAAAAAAAAUAAAAUAAAAAGAGUUUGUUACUCUUGUUCUAUUGUAUGUUACAAAAGAACUAUAGACUGUGGAAUGCAGUUUAAAGAUAACAUAUGCCAACAAAUGCCUUGUAUUAUAUGGCACUGCCGUAAUUCAGAUUUGUUUUCUUUUGGAAAUAAAGGUCACUGUUUUUUUUUUUCCAUUCUCAUUGUUACAUGGUUUUAAAGAAAAUGAAAAAGAAAAUGUGAAACACAAUUUAGUCCUCAUUAUUUAUUUGUAGAUCCUGCAGCAUCAUGUUGUAAUUAAUUUUUUUGGAAGUUUCCGUUAAAUGUAAUAUUGCUUCUCUUGUUAUCAUACUGAUUUUUUUUUUCUAUUUAUAAAUGUAUUUUGAUGGGCAGUAAAACAAAGUGUCUUAAAAGUUUUAAAUAGAGAAAAUGUGCUUUACACAGUUGCCUAUAAAAAGUGCUCUAUGUUAUCCAAGCAAUUCAUACUAUAAGCUUCACUCUUAUUGUUGUAUGCAAUUUUUACUAUCAUGCAAAUAAGCUUAGGUAAAUAAAACUAAUAGAUCACCUUAGAAACUUAUGCAAUUAAUGUGAAAAUAAUUGAUGUUUGCAAUGUGUCUUCCUUUGGUUUACAAUCAAUUUUAAAGCUACAGCUGUAUAAAUUUUCUGUAUAAAGGUGUAUUUCUUUUUUAUGAGUUUAUUGCUAUGAAAACACCAGUUAUUUUGUUACAGCUGGCUGUUUUUAUAAGUGUAUCACAAUUUUCUUUAUGCAGAAAUGUUCUGACUAGGAGUGGUUAUUGACUGUAACUACACAAUUAAAAUUGUUUGUAUGGUAUGAUA
This is a messenger RNA of Cygnus olor (mute swan), 5476 nucleotides long. It is a transcript of the gene SATB1, whose product is annotated as SATB homeobox 1. The transcript is spliced from 11 exons. The coding region runs from base 1975 to 4239 and encodes 754 amino acids. Gene Ontology annotation, biological process: chromatin remodeling; regulation of transcription by RNA polymerase II. The record is from RefSeq and is a predicted model, not a curated record. Gene Ontology annotation, molecular function: RNA polymerase II cis-regulatory region sequence-specific DNA binding; DNA-binding transcription factor activity, RNA polymerase II-specific. NCBI's taxonomy places the organism in Eukaryota, Metazoa, Chordata, Aves, Anseriformes, Anatidae.